ACUCUCUUAGCAAGUAAUCUCCGUCGAAAUUAUGAGCAGAGAUUUAUCCAGUAAGAAGUGUAAGAUCUCUGCUCACACAUGCGUUUUCUGGGACGUCGAGGAUUUCCAGGUCCCUGAUGGUCACGAUCCUGAUUGGGUUUAUCAGAAAAUCAAAUCAGCUCUUGCGAAAAAGGGUUAUCGUGGUAUUGUGGAAAUUAAGGCUUAUGGUGAGAAGAACAAGAUCCGGGAUGAGUUUCUACUUGCCGGAACCAUUGUUGUACCCGAAGGAGAUAAAUGUGCGAGAGUUUAUAGGAUGAUGAGCGACGUUCUUUUCUGGGCAUUGGACAAUCCUUCAGAUUAUCCUGUACUACUGCCAAAUGUGAUGGUUAUCUCCAAAAACAUCUCACAAGAGGAGGGUUUCCUCAGGGUUCUUCGAAUUUUGCAAUGUAGAGGUUACAACAUUCUCUUAGCAGAUUCUGAUUAUGAUGUCGCAUCACAAAAUGAGCUUCACUUUGUUAGCUCUUUAUGGCUUUGGAAAAGCCUAGUAGAUGGAGGAAAACCUAUCGACCAAACCGGAAGCUCACAAUCUGAUGACAAUAAGGAGUAAGUAGCGCAAGAACGAAAGUAGCUAGCUACACUUUUAUUUAAAUGAUCCCUUGUUUUUUUUGUCUUUAACUCUCUGAAGAGUCUUUGGGUUGUGUGUAUGAUAAAAACAUUGACAUUUCAUCUUGUUCUCUGUAUUGGGUUCAAAUGCUCUGCUCGUCCUAAUGAAUUGUUCAAUUUCUC
Arabidopsis arenosa is the source of this 765-nucleotide messenger RNA. The record is from the annotation of a GenBank genome assembly. Lineage: Eukaryota; Viridiplantae; Streptophyta; Magnoliopsida; Brassicales; Brassicaceae.